UGCAUUGAGUAUGACUAAGGCUUUGUCAAUCACACUCCUUCUUCUACCAUUAAUGUAUUUCCAGCGUUCAUCUUCUUCAUCAUCCUUGAGAAUGGGUUCUUCCCUCUCUGUGGAAAAUCCACACCAUAUUCUCAUCUCACCAAACGCCAUCUUUUCUGCAGGCUUUAUAGCCGUUGGUGAGAACGCAUAUUCAUUUGCAAUAUGGUUCACAGAGCCUCAUUUUCACAGCCCCAGCACUGUCAUAUGGAUGGCAAACCGUGAUCAACCUGUCAAUGGAAAACGCUCCAAAAUUUCCCUCACAAACGAUGGCAACGUUGUCUUAGUUGAUGCUUCUUACAACACUGCUUGGUCUUCAAACACCGAUUCGUUAGACCCAGUAGAGUUGCAUCUCAGAGACGACGGUAAUCUAGUGUUAAGCCAGCUUCAAGGAACCGUUCUGUGGCAAAGUUUCGAUUUUCCGACCGACACUCUCGUUCCUGGUCAGCCUCUUACCAGAUACACACAUCUUUUGUCUUCAAGAAGCCACACUAACCAUUCAUCUGGUUUCUACAAGCUGUAUUUCGGCGAUGAUAACAUUCUUCGUCUUCUAUAUGAUGGCCCUGAUGUUUCAAGCCCCUACUGGCCUAGUCCCUAUCGUAGAAGGUUGAAACUGGACCCUGAUGGUAAUUUCCGAGUGUAUAGUCGAAAUAGUGUGUUAGAGAAGUGGUAUGUUUCGUGGCAAGCAAUUACUAAUGGUUGCCAUAUUCAUGGGGUUUGUGGAGCCAACAGCACGUGUGCUUAUGAUCACGAGAGGGGGAAAAAGUGUGAGUGUCUUCCAGGGUACAGAUGGAACAACCUCAGUGAUUGGUCUCAUGGGUGUAAGCCCAUGUUUGAUCUCACCUGCGAUCAGAAUGAGUCUACCUUCUUGGCGAUGCAGGGUGUGGAAUUUUACGGGUAUGAUUUUUAUUAUGUAGAAGUUAGUAAUUUUACUGCUUGUGAGAAACUGUGCUUGCAAAAUUGUAGUUGUGUAGGGUUUCAGCACUCCUAUACUGACAAAAAGGGCAUAGCCUUCAAGUGUUAUACCAAAACACAAUUGCUCAAUGGAAGGCGUUUACCCAGAUUCACAGGAACAACAUACUUGAGAGUGACCAAAGGUUAUACGUUCUCUGUGAAAGAAUCUUCUACUGACAGUGCACAUGUUCUUCGAGUUUGUUCAGUUCAACUUCAAAGAGAUUAUGUAAAGUCACACGGAAGCCGUAUUGUGAUUGUUUUUCUGUGGUUUGCUUCCGCACUUGGAGCUUUUGAAAUGGUUUGUGCUUUCGUGAUUUGGUGCUUCCUAAUUAGAACCAACCGAAAGUCUAAUGCAGAUCAAAAGGGGUACCAUCUUACAGCAACGGGAUUCAGAAAAUUUAGCUACUCCGAGUUGAAAAAGGCUACAAAGGGGUUCAGUAAGGAGAUUGGAAGAGGUGGGGGAGGGGUUGUGUACGAAGGUAUUUUAUCAGAUGAAAGACAUGCAGCAAUUAAGAGACUGAAUGAAGCUAAACAAGGAGAAGGAGAAUUCCUUGCUGAAGUGAGCCUCAUUGGAAAGCUUAACCACAUGAACUUGAUUGAAAUGUGGGGAUAUUGUGCUGAGGGAAAGCAUAGGUUGUUGGUGUAUGAGUAUAUGGAGAAUGGUUCUUUGGCACAAAAUCUCUCAUCCAACUCCCUUGAUUGGAGUAUGAGAUACAACAUUGCAAUUGGAACUGCAAGAGUUCUAGCAUAUCUGCAUGAAGAAUGCUUGGAGUGGAUUUUGCACUGUGAUAUAAAGCCACAAAAUAUACUUUUAGAUUCCAAUUAUGAGCCAAAGUUAGCAGACUUUGGCUUGUCGAAGCUCCUCAACAGAAACAACCCCAACAAUCCAAGCAUCUCUAUGAUCAGAGGAACCAGAGGGUAUAUGGCACCAGAGUGGGUUCUUAACUUGCCAAUCACAUCCAAGGUGGAUGUUUAUAGUUAUGGAAUUGUUGUUUUGGAACUGGUAACUGGAAAAAGCACAACAAGUGUCCAAGAAAUUGAUGGUGGAGAGACAUAUGAUGGGAGGCUAGUGGCAUGGGUGAGAGAAAAAAGAAGCAACACCGACUCAGAUUGGGUGGAACAAAUAGUUGAACCUGCUAUUGGACCUGAUUAUGAUAGAAGUAAGAUGGAAAUGUUGGCAACAGUGGCUUUGAACUGUGUAAUGGAAGACAGAGAUUCAAGGCCUACCAUGAGCCAAGUAGUUGAGAUGCUUCAAGGUCAUGGAAGUGAAUCUGAUCAAUGAUUCAGUAAUGUCUAAUUCUUUAUGGCUAUUUUUAACAUAUCAUAGCUACAGAUAUUUUACUUAAAUUUUAUUCAGGAAUUACACAGAUUUUCCUUUGUUCACAAUUUCUUUUUGUUUUAUAUCUAACCUUCCUCAAUAAAUUUAGAGAUGUAUUCAC
Messenger RNA from Vigna angularis (adzuki bean), 2429 nucleotides. RefSeq names its product putative receptor protein kinase ZmPK1. Gene Ontology annotation, molecular function: protein serine/threonine kinase activity; ATP binding. Gene Ontology annotation, biological process: recognition of pollen; protein phosphorylation. The record is from RefSeq and is a predicted model, not a curated record. The coding region runs from base 11 to 2272 and encodes 753 amino acids. The transcript is spliced from 2 exons. NCBI's taxonomy places the organism in Eukaryota, Viridiplantae, Streptophyta, Magnoliopsida, Fabales, Fabaceae.